CCCACCACCACCCCAACCCAAUCCACAUCAAGAAGACAAGAUACAACAUAUACAACCCUUACAUCAACCAAAUCCAAUCCAAUCCAAUCCACACAAAAGAACUCAAGAAAAGAUCAAAUCAAAAUGACCACCCCCUCCGAACAAGCCAAAAACCUCACCCCCGCAGCAAUUCACUCCGCACACGCCCUCAUAAAACCCCACAUCCACAAAACGCCCCUCCUAACCAGCAAAACGCUCAACACCCUCGCCUCGACACCACAACCGGACAUCGCAAACGCAGCGAACCCCACACUGCGCUUCUACUUCAAAUGCGAGAAUUAUCAGCGUAUUGGGGCGUUCAAGGCGAGGGGCGCGUUCCAUGCGCUGUUGAGGUUGCUAGAGAGAGUUGGGGGGGAGAAGGUUAGGGCGUGUGGGGUUGUUACGCAUUCUUCUGGCAACCACGCACAAGCCCUCGCCCUCGCGGCAUCAACGCUCCACAUCCCGGCCUACAUCGUGAUGCCGCGCAUCAGCACAGUGUCAAAAAUCGAAGGGACGCGCUCGCAAGGCGCAGAGAUCGUCUUCAGCGGAUCAACAGCGCCGGAGCGAGAGGCCGUCGUGCGGGAGGUGCAAGCUCGAACAGGGGCGAUCCUGGUCCCGCCUUAUGACGAUUUCAACGUCAUCUGCGGACAGGGCACGACGGGGUUGGAGCUGGAGGCGCAGUAUAAGGCGCUUGUUGGUGAUGAGGGGAAAGAGCUUGACGCGGUGAUUACGCCUGUUGGUGGGGGCGGACUGAAUGCGGGGGUUGCGAGUUAUUUCUCCGGGAAGCGGACGAGGGUGGUUGGGGCGGAGCCGAGUUUUGAGGGCGCGGAUGAUUGUCGGAGGGGGUUGGCGAGUGAGGGGAGGGAGAGGGUGGAGAGUGUAAAGUCGUUGACGAUUGCGGAUGGGUUGAGGACGCCGGUGGGUGUGCUGAACUGGGAGGUGUUGUCGGAUCCCCGGAAGGUGGCGGGUGUGUAUGCUGUGACCGAAGAUCAGAUCAAGGCGGCGAUGAGGCUCGUUCUGGAGCGGAUGAAGGUCGUCGUGGAGCCGAGUGCGGUAGUUGGACUCGCGGUUUGUCUGUAUAAUGAGGAGUUCCGCGCGAUGGUGGAGAAGGAGGCGGGAAGCGCGGGGUGGGAUGUGGGCGUUGUUUUCAGCGGGGGGAACACGACGGUAGAGGCGAUUGGAAAGCUGUUCUCUUGACCGGUAGUAGUUGAGCGCUAGACAUUAUAUCAUGACUACUCCCUCGGUGAUCGUGAAGGGAAAUCCCCCUUUCUGCUGGAUCUGCUCCACCAACCGCUGCGGCCACUCCUCCUCUCCCCAUGCGUUAACCCUCGCCCGGAACUGACCCCGUCGGACCGCGUCCUGUCGUGCGUCUGCG
Aspergillus candidus is the source of this 1393-nucleotide messenger RNA. Its product is annotated as threonine/serine dehydratase. Bases 124 to 1215 code for a protein of 363 amino acids. Gene Ontology annotation, molecular function: ATP binding; serine racemase activity; magnesium ion binding. The record is from RefSeq and is a predicted model, not a curated record. Gene Ontology annotation, biological process: D-serine biosynthetic process; L-serine metabolic process; pyruvate biosynthetic process. Lineage: Eukaryota; Fungi; Ascomycota; Eurotiomycetes; Eurotiales; Aspergillaceae. The transcript is spliced from 2 exons.